GGUGCUCAUGUUGCUUUUUUACUCGUGGUGCGUGGUCUCGUUGCAAGUGAUUAUUUGAGUUCAAUUAUGUUGUAAGUCUGAAGACACGUGUUUUAUCAAAAUGUCUGAUUCUACUCUCUCUACGUUUUCUACGUGUGGAAAAUAUUUUAGCAGUUUUGGAGCCGACGGUAAACUACGGAUAUGGGAUACUCUGUCGAACACUUUGAAGCAGGAGUACACUCCAAACAUGCACCUUACAUCUCCCAUUAUCAGUUUAAAAUGGAUCAAACUCUCAAAUCCUACCUACCCCACCAAAAUAAAACGAAAGUCAUUGGAUGAUAAUCCUUUGGAAUCGGAUAUUUUGUUACUGGGUACCAGGAAUGGACAACUUCAGUUCUACAGUGUUUCAUCUGGUGAGGUGUCAAAUGAGCUCGCCAAAUCACAUGACAGUGCCAUAACAUGCAUGGCUUGGUGCAAGUCAGUAAAUUAUGUUUAUACUGCAUCGGAGGACUCGCAUAUUCUUGAAUGGAGUCUUAAGAAGAACAAGAUGAAAAAAAAAUGGUUUGCCGGAACUGGACGAAUAACAAGUUUAGCAUUGUCAGGAGAUGGUAGCUAUCUAUACAGUGCUUCACGCAGCAUUCAGUGGUGGGACUUGGAGUCAAAAUCCGUCAUCAAGAAAUUCACUGGCCAUUCAUCAGCUAUUACUUCAUUGAGCCAUGUCUCAACUCUCAGUGGAAACUAUUUAUUAAGUGCUGCUAAGGAUGACAAAUUUAUAAGCGCCUGGUCUCUAAAUGAAUCCAAUGAUGAGAAAACGUCAAUUGCUUCAUUUGUUCUUGAUGACACAGCAGCUGAAAUGAGUGUGUUCGCUGAAGAUGAUGGUGCUUCUGCAACCAUGAUGGCUCUCUCUUCCUCUGGCACAUUGCACACUUUCAAACUUAAACUCAACGGAAAAUGUAGUAAAUCAGUGAAAGCAGAUCAUAUAAUUCAAUUAGCGCCGAACGAAGGAUCCAAAACGUUAUCACUUAGUCCUAUUCCAAUUUGUUCUUCCCUCCCGAAAUCGGAUAGCUCUGUUUUAAUUGCCUAUGGUAGUGGCGUUCUUUUAAAAUUUGAAACAAUCGCAAUAGACUCACCAGAAACCUUAAUCAUCUUAGUACGAAAAGACACGAGGAAAAAGGUUUCCAUUAAAAAUCAAGACAGUUUAAAGGUUGUUUCUGCAAGUACAGCAGAUGCUAGUUAUUCACAUCCCGGUGUAGUUAAUGGAUCAAAUUCUGUAGACCUUAAGCGAAAUAGUAGCUCAAAGCUAAAAGAUUUACCAAUGGAAGAAAGGCUGGAAAAUCUACAAUUGAAUAAAAUUGACACACCUGCUGGGAGUUCUGUCCCACCUGAUAGUUUAGCACAGUUACUGAUUCAGGGGCUAAAGAGUAAAGAUAAGAACAUUUUAUACAGUGUCCUAAGUUCCAGAAGUGAGGAAAUUGUGAACAACACAGUUGCUCGAUUACCUGUUCAAGUUAUUUUACCAUUGGUGGAACAGUUAACAUCUUUAACGCAGAGUAAAUCAUGGGGAAGUGAAGUUGCUGUGCGAUGGUUAAAGUGUAUUCUCAGUGUUCAUUCUGCUCAGUUGUUAGCUAGUCCUGAUUUAUCGUCAAAACUGUCUCCUCUUUUGGGUUUAAUUGAAACCAGGCUCAACGCUCUACCUCCACUUUUAAGGUUGCGAGGUCGCCUUGACCUUCUUCUAGAUCAGUUCAGUGGUAAACCGUCUGUGCCUAUCACAUCUUACGACCAAUCUGACUUCCUUGUUUAUGAAGAUAAAGAUUCUGAUGAAGAAGAAGGUAGUGAUGACAUCCGAAUGGGACACACAACUGACUCCUCUGGAGAAGAUCGUUGGGAUGAAUUAUCUGAUGAAGAAAGUGUAGAUGGUAAUGGAGAAGACGUAGAAAUGGCUUCAGAUUGAGAUCCUCCAAUUCAUCAUUUCUGUAAGAUGUAAGUAACAGUGAAACUGAGGUAAAUAAAUGAAUUAAAGUUUUGAAUUUUUAAGGAAUGAAGUGUCAAAGUAGACAAGGAUUUUUAAGUACGUAAAAAGAAGAAUAAGUUAUCAUGACUCGUGUGGUGCAGAGUCUUGUUUUUAUGUUAUUUAAUGAAUAAGAAAUUGUCACUUUUAUUAUUUUGGUCCUAAUCCAAAUAAAUUUAUUAAUUUUGGAUCUCUAUUUUAAUAUAUAUUUAGAAGGUCCUUUUUGGAACAAUUUCCUGUGGAAGAAUACGAGAACUUAUUUCAUUUUCCCAAAUUUGUCCAGUAAGUACUUAGUUACUUAAACUGAUUCCCUUCCAUUUUUUUCAUAGAUGUGAUGUCUGUUUAAACAUCACUCGAAAUAUAGCCUUCUUAAAACAGCCGUGCUUUGUUGGUUUUCGUUAGAAGUCAGGGAUGAAAAUUACACUGAAAUUUUGUUUUGACAAACGUCACUUUAAUGAUUUAUUCAAUCAACAAAUUUUUUUCUCGGUCCUGAAAAAUUCCUACCUUUUUAAUGUCAAUUUAAUUAUUUUUUACAAUUUUUCGGUUUACAAAUACUCAAUUUAAUGAAAGGAAUCUUUGGUCUGAGAACGAUUUUAUAUUGUAAAUUGAAUUCCAUUUAUCGAUUGUAUGGAAAAUUUCAACUGCUCAGCAACAGCGCAAGGCCGCAGGAUACAGGGUGUAGACAUUUUUGCACGUUCAUUUAUUGUCACUGGCGGUCCAAGGAUCAUUUUCGGGCGCGGCUAGAUUGGUAACUGCGGGCCUAGCGAUUUUUUCUCUGGUGAAGAGAGUAAUUAAGAGGUUGAGUGAUCAAUGAUCAGUGAUAGUACGACCUCAACCCCUACCGUGUACUUCUAGACUACCAUUGGGUGUAUUGAAAUCGAGACCCUAAACACCAAUCUUGAUGUUAUUCCGACCAAUUCCUGCACAGUUAAAAGGAUAGGGAUAGUGACGAUAUUGGUUUUAGGCAAGCAAUUCGCAAAUAAUAUCGAGGUUGAAGACUAAGAGAGGUGCGGUGCGCUCCUUAAUGGAUUAACUAAAUAUGUCAAAAUUUUUAAAGGUCUGAAAGCAGGUUUCGUGUGGUUUUUGAUGAAGUACAUUUUUUGCUGGUCCCUAGAUUAGUUAACGUGAGGCUUGACUGUACUUGGUUAAGUUAAAAAUGUAAUUAAGGUGAGUUUUUUCUCAACGCUGUUCCAAAAGUUGAUGAGUGGUUUUGGCCGGAAGCACACCUCUAGUGUUGGAGAUUAGCUUCUCUUCUCCCUGGAAAAAUAUCAAUGACCUUUAAAGAAUGGGAAUUAUGUAUAGGAUCAAAAUUUCGCCAGUUAAAGAGGUUUUUUUCACAAUUCAUUUCAGAACUAAUAUUUGGAUAAGUAUUUAAGCUCUGAACUGAAUUUCGCUGUUAACUUUCUUUUGUCCAGGAACUUUUUCUCCUUGUAUUUCUUUCCUCUAUUUACAGAAGAAAAUGGAAAAAAUAGCAAGGAAAAUACAGGGAAUUGUUUUGUGUUUUACAAGGAACCAAGGUUUACACUAUAUGUGUCGCAAACCAUAGAAGUCCUCUAUUUUAAAUAUUUUCUCGGAUAAAAAUCAUGUUGUAUACUGUUCACUUGACUGAUGAGAUUUCUAUUCAGCCAUUUAGUGGAAGCAGUCUACGUUUGUAGACUGCCAAGGAAACUUACCAAAUUAAGAGCCAUUACAAACAGUACUACUCGGAAUUCCCUAGUUUGAUGCUAUGACCAAUCAUGGUGCAGAUUUGUUUUGAACCUCCAACCAGAAUGCACAUUUUUUAGUGAAAAUGGCCACACUCUGAAGUAACAGAACAGCUUAAGAUUAGUCAUCGCCUAAUGCUGUUCUGCAAUGGCAUCGCAAGACAACUCCACUAAGUGAUACAUCCUUACAUUGUUUGCUUUGAUUCACGUCACAACUGAUAUCGUAACUCUAUUUUUAAACUUAUAUAUAUCUGUUAUCAGGUCCUCGCACUUUCAAUGAUUAACAAUUAUACAUUUUUAAUUUUAUUGUGCUUAACUAGGUAUGCCAUGCAUUCAGUACUCAGGAAAUUUAUUUUUAAGGUGCAGAAAAGAAAGUUUGUGUAGUCUGAGAUCAGUAUGCAUCAGACAUGUUUUGGAAUCCUGGUAGACAAACAAGGAUUUUUUUUUCAUUGAGUGAUAAAGCUUAGCAUAUGGCUUUUCCAGUAUGAAUUUUCUAAUUGAAAGUAGAUGUAAUGUUUAACAGUGUUAGUCUCAAAAAAUUUUGUUUUGAGCUGAAAGGUUGAAAAGGAGAAACAAGAGGACACUCUAAUUUUGUACCGGUGCUUGAAACUGGACUUGAAAUUUGCCUUUUCAACAAAACUUGAAUCAAAUGCAAGCCCUCUGAGGCAUAAAUUAUUCAAAUCCUUUUUCAAAUUUCCCAGUAUUGUUGAAGAGUGAUUUACUUAUGCUGUUCUCACUUUUUAAUAUUUGUAAGAUCUAUUAUAAUAGAAGAAACCUAGUUUCUGAUGAUGUCACGGUGAGAACCAAAAAUCAACACCUCAUCUUAAAUUGAGUUAGUGUUUAUUUUCUGUCACCUACAACAAAAUAUAUCAGCUUUAUAUAGACUGAUUUAGUGGCUACAUCUUUCUUGCAGUAUUCGACUUAGCGUUUCGCGAUAAUUACGAUAAAUCGUAUAGUUAAUUUACGAUCAUUCGAACCAAUGCAAUAGAAAGUCACGUCAUUGCCAAAUACAGCAUGAGUUGGUUGUGUUAAUUCAUUACAAUUUUGGGAUGAACAAGUCAUAAAUCAAUCAAUGACUCAUUGAACACAAAAAAUUUUGAUUGCAAGAAACAUCUGGACACAUAUUACUACCAUAGUAAAGCCCAACAAGGCUAAGUGCCUGUUUGCAUUUGAACCCUCGAAACUGUAGAUUAAAAGUUAGGUGUAGCUAAUAGAUCAGUAUACUUUAUAAUGAUGAUGAUUUUUUCUUUUCUUUUUUCCUAAUGAUGAGAUUAAAUGUACGUAUUUAUUAUCCGUCUCCUUGUAAAAUUAUCUAAGAUCAUCUCCUGCCAUGAACCAUUUUAUAACGAACCGCUCAAAUCUACUCUCUUGUAAAAAAUCUACUUUGUGGAAGAUUUGGUCUCGGUCAUGGAUUCAUUCGUGUUGUUAUUUCAGUCGUUGAUCGCAAACCAAGCAAAAGCACAAUUCUAACUUUAUGUCCCUCUGAAAUUCUAUUUUCAUAUUUUCUUUCCUACAGUUAAUUUACUCAAAUGAUUUAUUUUAGUCGUUAUGUGAACUGAAAAUAUUUGAUUCAUUAUCGAAACUUGUAAUCGUGUCCUUAAGAUGUUCGAUGAGUAGCAGUAAUCAAAGUCUACUUUUCUCUCUCUUUUUUUCUUAAGUAAGAGGGAAUGCAUUUUUGAUUGGAGAGAUUUAGUUUUUUAUCACUGAACUGGCUCAUACAUCGACUCAUUAUUAUAUUCUUCUUUUUAUGUGAUUUUCAUUGAUUGAAUAUCUCGGGGUAUGUCUAAUUUAUUAUUUUUAUUUACUUUCACCGCAGUUUUGUAUGAAAAUUACAAUUUUUGUUAAAGUAAAUUCUAAUAUCUUUGUUUUUAUGUAAAUAAUUAUACAACCUUAUUUUAUGGAAAA
Messenger RNA from Bemisia tabaci, 5595 nucleotides. Its product is annotated as WD repeat-containing protein 43. Gene Ontology annotation, biological process: maturation of SSU-rRNA from tricistronic rRNA transcript (SSU-rRNA, 5.8S rRNA, LSU-rRNA). Gene Ontology annotation, molecular function: protein binding. Gene Ontology annotation, cellular component: nucleolus. The record is from RefSeq and is a predicted model, not a curated record. NCBI's taxonomy places the organism in Eukaryota, Metazoa, Arthropoda, Insecta, Hemiptera, Aleyrodidae.